Molecule: messenger RNA, 1827 nt
Organism: Hansenula ciferrii
Lineage: Eukaryota; Fungi; Ascomycota; Saccharomycetes; Phaffomycetales; Wickerhamomycetaceae
Gene: KHT10
Product: sugar porter family MFS transporter
Exons: 1
Coding region: 1-1827 (608 amino acids)
Biological process (GO): carbohydrate transport; transmembrane transport
Cellular component (GO): plasma membrane
Molecular function (GO): carbohydrate:proton symporter activity
Source: RefSeq, a predicted model, not a curated record
AUGACUGAACGAUUAGACGUUAUAUCAGAUUCUUCAUCACAAAGAAAUGGAUCUCCAUCAACUUCAACAAUUAAGAAUGAACAUCAAGAACAUCAAGAACAUGAACAUCAAGAUAGAUAUGUUAAAUCUCCAUUACAAAAUGAAUUAACAAAUAUUGAUUCUUACCAGGCUAGUAUUCCUUCAUCAUCACAUCAUGAAGAUGUUUCAAGUGAUGAAGUUCAAAAAUUAAAUGAAAAAAAUAAUGAAGAAACUUUAAUUAAAUCUUUAUCAACUGAAUCUACUUCAUCAACUAUAGUUAAUGAUGAUGAUGAUAAUCAAAGUAUUUGGGAUUUGAAAAAAGCUAUUUUAUUAUGUAUCAUAACUUCAUUUUCCGGGUUUAUAUUUGGUUGGGAUGUUGGUACAAUUGGUGGUAUAACAAAUAUGGAAUCAUUUAAAAAUAAAUUUGGUAAUGUUGAAAACAAUGGUGUUAGAGAAUUUAGUUCAAUUAUUAUUGGAUUAAUUAUUUCAAUUUUUAAUAUUGGUUGUGCAAUUGGUGGAUUAUCAUUAUCUAAAAUUGGUGAUUCAUAUGGUAGGAAAAUUGGUUUAUUUUUUUCAAUUUUCAUUUAUAUUAUUGGAUUAAUUAUUUUAAUUACAAGUACCAAAAGUGGUUCAUGGUUACAAAUUUUCUUUGGAAGAAUUAUUACAGGUUUAGCUGUGGGAAGUACAAGUGUCUUGACACCAAUGUUUAUUAGUGAAAAUGCACCAUUGAAAAUUAGAGGUGCAAUGGUUGUUUUGUAUCAAUUGAUGAUUACAUUAGGUAUCUUGAUGGGUAAUAUUGUUAAUUUUAUUUGUAAACGUUCAUAUCAAGGUCAACUGAAUAAUGAUUCUGAAUGGAUGAUUCCAAUUGGUCUUUGUUUUGUUUGGAGUGCAUUUAUUGUUGUUGGGAUUAGUGCAAUGCCAGAAUCACCAAUUUAUUUAAUAAAUAUUAAAAAUGAUGUUGACCAGGCAAGAUUAAGUAUUGCAAAAUUAAAUAAUACACAUGUUGAUGAUCCAAAAGUUUCAAAACAAGUUGAAAGUAUUGUUUUGAAUCAUGAACGUACCAAAAGAGAAGUUGGUGAUGUUCAAUGGAAUGAAUUUUUAAUUGGUAAACCAAAAUUAUUAUUAAGAUUAGUUAUUGGUAUGGUUAUAAUGUUUUGUCAACAAUUUUCUGGUGCAAAUUAUUUUUUCUAUUAUGGUACAACUUUAUUUAAUAGUGUGGGUAUCGAGGAUUCAUAUAUUACAUCAAUAAUUUUGGGAGGUGUUAAUUUUAUUUCAACAUUUGGAGGGAUUUAUUUUGUUGAAAGAUUUGGUCGUAAGGCAUGUUUACUUGUUGGAUCUAUUGGUAUGGGAUUAUGUAUGGCUAUUUAUUCAUCAUUAGGUUCAUUUGUAUUAAAUUCAAAUGCUAAUGGUGAACCAAACUUCGCAGUAGGGAUUGUUAUGAUUUUAUUUACAUGUGUUUAUAUUUUUUUCUUUGCAACUACAUGGGGUCCAGUUUCAUUUGUUGUUGUAUCAGAAUUAUUCCCAGUUAGAGUUCGUAAUACAUCAAUGAGUAUUUCAACAAGUAUUAAUUGGAUAUCAAAUUUUUUAAUUUCAUUAUUUACACCAUAUGUUGUUGUUAAAAUUGGAUUUAAAUUAGGUUAUGUAUUUGUUGUUUCAUUAAUUUUUAGUGGGAUUUUUGUAUUAUGGAUGGUUCCUGAGACUAAAGGAUUAAAUAUUGAAGAUUUUGAUGAAUUGUAUCAAAAUGGUUCAAGAAGAAGAACUAAAGAGGGAAUUCAACAAGAACAAGAAGAAUCAACAUCAAAUGUUUAG